This is a messenger RNA of Pogonomyrmex barbatus (red harvester ant), 2520 nucleotides long. RefSeq names its product mitochondrial Rho GTPase (gene Miro). Gene Ontology annotation, molecular function: GTPase activity; GTP binding; calcium ion binding. Lineage: Eukaryota; Metazoa; Arthropoda; Insecta; Hymenoptera; Formicidae. The record is from RefSeq and is a predicted model, not a curated record. Gene Ontology annotation, cellular component: mitochondrial outer membrane. Gene Ontology annotation, biological process: mitochondrion organization; small GTPase-mediated signal transduction.
UUAUCCGCCGCGUAUCCCGGACGUUAAAUAGAAACGAGAUACAAAAUACAAACGAACGGACCUCCGCACGUACUAGCGCAUACUAACGCAUAUUGCCCUAUGGCGUGUAUAUACAUGCGCGUGCAUAUACAUACGUAUAUACACAUGCACGCGACAUCAUUCAUUGCGGUGGCAUAGGUAACCUUGAAAAGGCCACCCUCGAAGCGCUACUACUUUAAGUCCGCCGAAACCGUCGAGAUUUGCUGCGCUUGGUCUCUAACCGCGACGGUCGCGCAGUCGGCAUCUCGAUGAAGCGUUGAGGUGGGGUAUGCAGGGUGAUUCUUUCACGGCACGAAAUAUCAGAGAGAGUGAAGAAAAAAAAAAAAAAAAGAGAAAAACAUCGUCUUGCAACAACAUCGGCGUCGUCGUGAUCGUUGUUUCGUCGCCGUUGAAAUGUCACCGUGAUACUGAUCACGGUCGCCGAGGCUGCGUGCAUUUAUAGGUUAUAGUCCAGUCCUCACCGAGGCACCUCCUCGGGAAGUGCCGGAGUCGAAGAUGCCGUUCGCGAAGAACUGAGCGGCGGACGCCGUCGUUUGAGACGACAGUCAGCGGCGCCGAGGCAGCAUGGUGCAGCGUCCGGUCGCGCCUCGGCGCAACGUCAGGAUACUGUUGAUCGGUGAGCGUGGCGUCGGUAAAACCUCCCUGAUAUUGUCUCUGGUGAGCGAAGAGUAUGCGGAGGAGGUGCCGAGUAAGGCCGAGGAGAUCACGAUACCGGCAGACGUGACUCCAGAGCAGGUGCCGACGCAUAUAGUCGAUUAUUCAGCUGUGGAACAAACAGAUGAUCAAUUGGCAGAGGAGAUCCAGAAGGCACAUGUGAUAUGUGUGGUUUACUCAGUGGAUGAUGAGGAUACUCUGGACAGAGCUGCUAGUUACUGGCUACCCUUAAUUAGAAGAUGCUCACCCAACAAUCGAUGUCCAGUUGUACUUGUAGGCAAUAAGAUUGAUCUCGUGGAUUAUUCUACUAUAGAGGCUGUAUAUCCCAUCAUGAAAGAAUUCACAGAGAUUGAAAGUUGCAUAGAGUGUUCAGCGAAAACACUUCAAAAUGUCUCAGAGACGUUUUAUUAUGCACAAAAAGCAGUUCUGCAUCCAACUACCCCUUUAUAUAAUUAUGACACACAAGAGCUUACAGAGGAAUGCAAAACUGCCCUACAGCGAAUUUUUAAAAUAUGUGAUGUAGAUAAUGACGGUCUUUUAAAUGAUAUGGAGCUGAAUGCAUUUCAGCAGUGGUGCUUCAACACGCCGUUACAACCGCAAGUGCUGGAAGAUGUGAAAGCUGUACUGUCAAAAAAUAUUUGCGACGGUAUAUGUAAUGGAUGUGUCACAAUGAAAGGUUUUAUGUAUUUACAAUGUUUAUUCAUACAACGCGGAAGAAACGAAACAACCUGGGCCGUAUUAAGAAAAUUUGGAUAUGAUAACGAGUUGCAAAUGUCAAAGGAAUAUAUUCAUCCUUCAUUGAAGAUCCCGCUCGGCUGUAGCACAGAAUUGUCGCACAAGGGACAGGAGUUUCUGACUUUAUUGUUUAUGCAGCACGACCGCGACCGCGACGGUGCUCUCUCGCCCUUAGAAAUGGAGUCGUUGUUCUCACGAUGCCUUGUUCCACCUUGGGGCGAUGAGUACAGAUAUACUGUACCCACGAAUGAAAAGGGAUGGCUCACAUUUCAAGGGUAUAUGUGCCAAUGGGCACUGCUAACACUGACGAAUGUGCGUAAAACUAUGGAAUACAUGGCAUAUCUGGGAUAUAAUAUGUACCACAACGAGUGUCAAACGAGCGCUAUCAUCGUGACUCGCGAAAAGAAGGUAGAUCUGGCGAAAAAGCAGUCUAGCAGGAAUGUUUAUACCUGUCACGUCAUAGGCCCAAAGAGUAGCGGAAAGACCACGUUGUGUCGGACUCUUAUCGAUCCUAAACUCGAGAAAUUGAAUGAUGAGGUAGUACCGUCGAACGCACACGUGACCGUAAAUACGUUGCACGUAUACGGACAGGAGAAGACGAUGGUGUUGAAGGAUAUAAACGUGCUGAAUGUCCAGGACGCUUUAACACCGGCGGAAAUCCAAUGUGAUGCGGCCGCUCUCGUCUAUGACGCCAGUAAUCCAAAAUCAUUCGAGUAUAUAGCACGCAUUUACAUCAAAUACUUUGCCGAUAGUAAAAUUCCCGUUCUGAUAGUGGCAAAUAAAAGUGACCUUUCCGAAGUGAAGCAAAGCUAUCUGUUGCAACCGGCCGCUUUCUGCAGCAAGUACAAACUAAUGCCACCGCAGCCGUACAGCAUCUCGCGAACUAUCCGACGUGAAAUUUUCGUCAAACUGGCUACGAUGGCAGCCUUCCCCCGCUUUCAAGGAGCGUGGGUAUUAUUUUACCGAGACAGACAUAUAAAUCAAUUUGGCCUAAUGCAAGGGGAUUCUCUGGUCUGGUGGAAGGCAGGACUCGGAAUCGCGGUCGCUACGAUCGCCGGCUACGUGAUGAUGCGAGUUUUGAAUACAGAGAAA